GCUUACUCCAGUCCGUAGCAGCCAUGGAGACGGCGACCUUGCUCCCCGUGGCGCUGGCGCUGCUGGCCAUCCCCAUCACGGCGCUCCUCCUCAACCGGCUCCGCUUCGGCAAGCUCCCGCCCGGUCCGCGGCCAUGGCCGGUGCUGGGCAACCUGUUCCAAAUCCAGCCCGUGCGGUGCCGCUGCUUCGCGGAGUGGGCGGGCCGGUACGGGCCCAUCAUGACGGUGUGGUUCGGGUCGUCGCCGAUGGUGGUGGUGUCCACCUCGGAGCUGGCGCAGGAGGUGCUCAAGACCCACGACCAGCAGCUCGCCGACCGGCCCCGGAACCGCUCCACGGAGCGCUUCAGCCGCGGCGGCAUGGACCUCAUCUGGGCCGACUACGGCGCGCACUACAUCAAGGUGCGCAAGUUCUGCAACCUCGAGCUCUUCACCCCGCGCCGCCUCGAGGCGCUCCGCCCCAUCCGCGAGGACGAGGUCACGGACAUGGUCGAGUCCCUGCACAAGGCCGGUAAGGGCGGGAAGCCCGUGGCGGUGCGGGAGUUCCUCGGCAUGGUGGGGUUCAACAACAUCACGCGCCUCGCCUUCGGGAAGCGCUUCGUGGGCGCCGACGGCGAGCUGGACGAGCAGGGCCGGGAGUUCAAGGGGAUCGUCACCAACGGGAUCAAGAUCGGCGCGUCCCUCUCCAUCGCCGAGUACAUCCGCUGGCUCCGAUGGCUGGCCCCUGUCGACGAGGACAUCUACAAGGCGCACAACGACCGCCGGGACCGCCUCACCGUCAAGAUCAUGGAGGAGCACGCCAAGGCGCUCAAGAUCAGCGGCACCUCCAAGCAGCAUUUCGUCGACGCGCUCCUUACCCUCCGGGAGAAGUACGACCUCAGCGACGACACCGUUAUCGGCCUCCUCUGGGACAUGAUCACCGCCGGCACCGACACGACGGUGAUAACCGUGGAGUGGGCGAUAGGGGAGCUGGUGAAGAACCCCAAGGUGCAGGAGAAGCUGCAGGAGGAGCUGGACCGGGUGGUCGGCCGCGACCGGGUCAUGUCGGAGACGGACUUCCCCAACCUGCCCUACCUCAACGCCGUCGUCAAGGAGUCGCUCCGCCUGCACCCGCCCACGCCGCUCAUGCUCCCGCACAAGGCCAGCGCCGCCGUCAAGAUCGCCGGCUACGACAUCCCCAAGGGGGCCAGCGUCACGGUCAACGCCUGGGCGCUGGCGCGCGACCCCAAGGUCUGGGACAGCCCGCUCGAGUUCCGGCCAGAGCGCUUCGUGGAGGAGAACAUCGACAUCAAGGGCUGCGACUACCGCGUGCUGCCGUUCGGCGCCGGCAGGCGGGUGUGCCCCGGCGCGCAGCUCGGGAUCAACCUCGUCGCGUCCAUGAUCGGCCACCUCCUGCACCACUUCACCUGGUCGCCGCCGGAGGGGACACGGCCGGAGGACAUCAGCAUGAUGGAGUCCCCCGGGCUCAUCACCUUCAUGGGCACGCCGCUGCAGGUCGUCGCCAAGCCGCGCCUCGACAAGGAGGAGCUCUACAAGCGGGUGCCGGUCGACAUGUGAGCCACCGUGGCUCCACGUUCAAGACUUUACUGCAUUGUCUGUCGGAAAAAGGGUUGCGUCUCCAUUCCCCUGUUUUGUAGGUCGUAAAAUUACAUUACAUUUGCUUUCUUUUGUAUUUUUCCGUGGAAGUUUCAAGUUGAUAGAUUAUUCAAGAAAAUUGGGCUGCGUGUAUCUCGCGAUGUAUUAUUCAGAGGAGAUAUCUCUUCCACUUAUCUGCAAUGCAUGAUUAGAGCAUA
Messenger RNA from Lolium rigidum, 1789 nucleotides. Its product is annotated as cytochrome P450 98A1-like. The transcript has 2 exons. The record is from RefSeq and is a predicted model, not a curated record. Gene Ontology annotation, molecular function: monooxygenase activity; heme binding; oxidoreductase activity, acting on paired donors, with incorporation or reduction of molecular oxygen. Lineage: Eukaryota; Viridiplantae; Streptophyta; Magnoliopsida; Poales; Poaceae. Bases 24 to 1553 code for a protein of 509 amino acids.